Molecule: messenger RNA, 1168 nt
Organism: Cynoglossus semilaevis (tongue sole)
Lineage: Eukaryota; Metazoa; Chordata; Actinopteri; Pleuronectiformes; Cynoglossidae
Product: glutathione S-transferase kappa 1
Exons: 7
Coding region: 298-978 (226 amino acids)
Biological process (GO): glutathione metabolic process
Cellular component (GO): peroxisome; mitochondrion
Molecular function (GO): glutathione transferase activity; glutathione peroxidase activity
Source: RefSeq, a predicted model, not a curated record
UCAGAAGAAACAUUGUCUUGAAGGCUUCUAAUGCUAAUUGUGGCUACUAUUAAUAAACAGAAUAUAUAAACUAAAACCUAACCUGAUUGUGUUUGAUUUAAUAAAAUAAUAGAACAGACUUUAGGCUCAUCUGACUUGACAAUAAAACCGCUGGAGAACGGACUCCGAGCACCUCUGUGUCAAGUUAGCCAAACAACUUCGGAUAAACAUCAGAACUAUAAUUAUAUCCGGGUCCUUUAUGAACUACGUGAACUUCGGACAUUAAACAAAAGUGUUGAGCAAAAGUAACAGAACAAGAUGACCUCCAGAAAGGUGAUAGAGCUCUUCUACGAUGUGGUUUCUCCGUACUCCUGGCUUAGCUUUGAGGUCAUGUGUCGUUACAGAAACGUGUGGAACGUAGACGUCAAACUACGUCCUGCCUUACUGGGUGGAGUCAUGCAGGGAGCAGACAACAAGCCUCCUGCCACGGUUCCAAACAAAGCUAAUUAUAUGGUCAAAGAUGUGCAACGCCUGGCAACAUAUUUUGAUGUUCCAAUGACCUUUCCUUCUGACCCCUUUGAGGUCAUGUUCCGAAAAGGUAGCUUGUCCGCAAUGCGGUUUUUGACAGCAGUACAAGAGCAGGAGAAGGAUGGAGACAAAAAGGUGGAGCAGGUGUCCAGGGAGCUGUGGAUGAGAAUCUGGAAUCGGGAUAAAGACAUCACUGAACCGGCAUCUCUCUCUGAGGCAGCCAAGUCGGCAGGUCUGUCCGAUGGUGAAAUUAAGGACCUGCUGGAGAGUUACACCUCAAAGAAGAUCAAAGACAAACUGAAAAACUCAACUCAGGAGGCUCUUGACAACGGGGCCUUUGGUUUCCCAAUGUUCGUGUGUCACGUUGAUGGGAAGCCAGAGAUGUUUUUUGGAUCUGACAGAUUUGAGCUCAUGGCUCACUGCAUUGGAGAGAAGUGGCUGGGACCUCAGCCUCACAAGUCCAAACUGUGAGAAAACGACAUCAAGACUCAAGAAUCCAUCUUUAUUUUUCAUUUUCAUAUGCGUAAAAAGGAACUUGUUCUCAUCUUUAACACUGUCACUGUCAAAAUACAUCCUCAUAUAUACUAGGGUACAACAUGUAACAUGCAUAUGUCUUGGUUUUGGUGAGCUUAUUAAAACGGAUUAAUUCUCAAACGACAAA